CUAAAUAUUGACUUGUUACGUCAACAAUCCAGGUGAAAAGUCAUGCAGUGGAUCACGUGACCGUCGACCGUCCUCUAGUAGUGGACUACUUCCGGUCUGUACGUGCGUUAGCUAGCUAGCGAGCUAGCCGGCUGCUUGCUUCGUAUCGCUAUGGCUUUCUUUACUCAUCAACUGUGCAGAGGUUUCUCCUCCUCGUCUUUUAGGAGCGCCGCCAUUAAACAUGUUGUCAUCAUUGGAGGAGGACAAAUGGGUGCCGGAAUCGCUCAGGUUGCCGCAACCACAGGCCACCAAGUGACGCUGGUAGACACAUCUGACACCAUUUUGAAGAAGUCGGUGAAAGGCAUGGAGGCCAGCUUGAAGAGAGUGGUGAAGAAGAAGUACGCCGAUAAGCCAGAGGCCGGUGAGGCCUUCAUCCAGAAGGCUCUCCAGAAUAUCUCCAUCUCCACAGACACCCCCUCUGCAGUCCAGAGCACGGAUCUGGUGCUGGAGGCCAUUGUGGAAAAUCUUCAAAUCAAACAGGAUCUUUUCGCCGGGCUCGACAAGGUGGCGCCGAAACACACCAUCUUUGCCAGUAACACGUCUUCGCUGCCCAUCAUGGACAUCGCUAGCGCCACCACCAGGCUGGACCGCUUUGGCGGCCUGCACUUCUUCAACCCCGUCCCAAUGAUGAAGCUUGUUGAGGUCAUCAGGACGUCUGCGACAAGCCAGGAGACGUUCGAUUCCCUCCUGAGCUUCGGAAAAGCGCUGGGCAAGACCACCGUGUCCUGCAAGGAUACACCAGGAUUCAUCGUCAACCGCCUCCUCGUCCCCUACAUGAUGGAGGCCAUCCGUCUGCACGAGAGAGGUACGGGACGGACCCGUUUAUUGACAAUAUUGAUCUUCAAAAGCGAGAAAACUAAGACUCCAUUUUCAGGUCACGGCUCCAAGGAAGACAUCGACAUUGCCAUGAAGCUGGGCGCCGGUUAUCCAAUGGGACCCUUUGAACUGCUGGACUACGUUGGAUUGGACACGGCCAAGUUCAUCAUGGACGGAUGGAGCCAAAUGGACCCCAACAACCCGCUCUUUGGCCAAAGCGACUUGCUCAACAAGUUGGUUGCUGAGGGUAAAUUUGGCAAAAAGACUGGAGAAGGAUUCUACAAGUACAAGUAACCUCACCACCACAACGUUGGAAGGACUUACGAUGAUGUGCCUUGUGCUUCAAUGACCAGGUGACUAAAUGAUGACUUGACUUACCGGAUGACUGAAAGUAGAGUUGGAAAAAAUCUCAAUUAGUCAUUAAAAAUAAAUGAGCUUUACUCUAAUAGACGCCAUGCUCCAAUCAAUUACAUUUACCUUUAUAAAUUAUACAUCUGUGGUAAAAAGAACAUAAUGAUUUGUUUCAAUAUUUAUAUAGGUAAAAUGUGUUUCAACAAAUAAACACCAUGCUCAUAAUA
Molecule: messenger RNA, 1433 nt
Organism: Doryrhamphus excisus (bluestripe pipefish)
Lineage: Eukaryota; Metazoa; Chordata; Actinopteri; Syngnathiformes; Syngnathidae
Source: RefSeq, a predicted model, not a curated record